This is a messenger RNA of Sesamum indicum (sesame), 3264 nucleotides long. RefSeq names its product pentatricopeptide repeat-containing protein At3g53170. NCBI's taxonomy places the organism in Eukaryota, Viridiplantae, Streptophyta, Magnoliopsida, Lamiales, Pedaliaceae. The record is from RefSeq and is a predicted model, not a curated record. Gene Ontology annotation, molecular function: mRNA binding; protein binding.
AAUGAAUAAAAAUAAAAAUACUCCCUUUAUCAAAAUUCUUACUCCCCGCUCGCAAUCUAGCAAGGAUAUUUGGAAAGAAGUCCUUCAACCGUCGGCGAUGGAGCUUCUCCUCCGCAACCCAGCCAACCUCCGCCGCUCCUCCUUCAAAGUAGAGUCAUCGUCCAAGAAAAUCCCAGAUUGUGACAGUAAUUCUCGGUCCCAGGGCCUCCAAUUUCGCAAGUUGUCCAAGAAGGACCUCUCAAGAAUCUUGAGAACGGAGGCGGCCAUUAAAGCCAUCGAGAAAAAGGCCAAUUCUUCCAAGUACAAGAACCUCUGGCCUAAGGCUGUCUUGGAAGCUUUGAGUGAUGCAAUUAAGCAAAACCGUUGGGAGUCCGCUCUUAAGAUAUUCGAUCUUCUACGUCAACAACAUUGGUAUGAGCCAAGAUCUCAGACAUAUGCUAAGCUGCUAGUGAUGCUUGGCAAAUGCAAACAGCCAAAUCAAGCUAGUAUGCUUUUUGAGGCCAUGCUUUGUGACGGCCUCCAACCUACAGUUGAUGUUUACACUGCACUUGUGGGUGCCUAUGCCUUCAAUGGCCUUCUUGACAAGGCAUUUAGUAUUGUCGAAGAUAUGAAGUCCGUCAACAAUUGCAAACCUGAUGCUUUUACGUACUCUAUCCUUAUUAAAUAUUGCAUUAAACAACAUCACUUUGAUAUGAUUGGGCUGAUUCUAGAGGAAAUGUCACAUUUAGAAAUUGAAUGUAGUACUGUGAUAUAUAACAUCCUAAUUGAUGGAUAUGGAAAAGCUAAGUGUUUUGAAUUAAUGGAGAACUCAUUGACUGACAUGAUUCGAAGUGGCAAGUGUUUUCCAGAUAUUUUUACUUUUAACUCUGUAGUUGGAGCUUAUGGUGGAUGUGGAAGGAUUAAUGAAAUGGAGAAGUGGUUUGAUGAGUUUCAGCUUAUGGGAUUGAAGCCUGACAUAAUGACAUAUAAUAUUCUGAUCAGAUCGUAUGGGAAAUCUGGCUUGUACCAAAAAAUGGGAUCUGUUAUGGAGUUCAUGAAGAAGAGAUUCUUUUCUCCCACAAUUGUUACCUACAAUAUAGUAAUUGAGAUAUUUGGAAAGGCUGGAAAUAUCGAGAAGAUGAAUGAGAUGUUCCUGAAAAUGAAACACCAUGGUUUGAAGCCUAAUUCUAUUACUUACAGCUCUCUUGUCUCUGCAUAUAGUAAAGCAGGGCUCUUGGGCGAAGUUGAUUCAAUUUUAAGGCAAGUGGAGAAUUCAGACGUGAUACUUGAUACACCUUUUUUUAACUGUAUCAUCAAUGCUUAUGGCAAUGCCGGUGAUGUAGAAAGGAUGAUGGAGUUAUUAAUGGCAAUGGAGGGGUGUGGAUGUAAACCAGAUAAUGUAACCUUUGCCACAAUAAUUCAAGCCUGUCGUGCCCAAGGGAUGAUUGAUAUUGCCCAGAAUUUGGAGAGUAAUAUGACUCAUGCUAAAAUUACAUCAGGAGGAAGUCGAUUGGAUGGAACGAGAGAAACCAUUACAGAGGAUGAUUAUCCUGUGAUCGUCGACUGAGAAGAAGUUCUUUACCUCCCUCACAUCUUUGUGUGGGUGAGAAUGUUUAUUUUUUGCAAGGUUAUCCAAGGGGAGGCCAUGCUUGAGUGGAAAUAAUAAUAACUAUGGAACUCUUAGCAAGAGAUGGAACAUUUUGGAGAUCUCUCUACUAUGAGCUCACAAAAAGACGGCAUAGCUCCAAAUGCAUGGUUGCUGAUGUGUGCAGCCGUUCUUCUUGUGCACUGUGGUCUCCUGCUAUUCAUGAUUCAGUUGCAGCUGGUGAAAGUUGUGGUGUAUUCUUAUCGAGUUAUUUUCUGCCGAAAGGCUUACAUGGGCCUGAAUGUAGCUGAUACUAUAUAUGUCCUUGAUUUUGUCAUAAAUGCCAGGAUGAUGUGCAAGGAAGUCACAGAACAGUAAUAAGCUGUUGUUUGCUACAAUUACACAAUACUCAAUUGCGUCCAGGAAGCUAGUUCAAGAAUGAACCAAGAUGAAAGGAUACAAGUUCAGUCAGCAGUUCGACUGGCCGGUAGUUUGAUAUGAUUAUAGCUGUGGAGCAGGAUUCUUGGUGAAAGAUUUUGAUUUCUUGUUGAGGAUAUAUACUAGAAAUCAUCAAAUACAUCUCUCUGUACUGGUAGGAAUUGAAAAGGUUUUCCUCGCACAUGGGUCUCAAUCCACACCUUCUCAUUGGUGUGGUGCACAAUAUGCAACGGCAGAGGAAUAUGAGUGGUUGCUUUACGUGAUCAGGUGAUUUUGUUUUAGUAUGGCAAAGCUUGUGGCAAAUAAGGAGCAUGAGUGGGUUGAGUAUGAUAGGAGGUCCAGUUCCACAUCUUCAGCCAGAUGACUGUUCAUAUGGUUCGACUUCUCCCGGAAGCGCUUUCUUUGUUAGAGUACCAGAAUACCUAAAAUCAAAGGUCAAGAACCCUGGUCAAGACUAUCUACUGAAGCCACGAGGUUUUGACUGGAUUAAAGGACCAACCAGGAUUUCAGAGCAGCUAAAUAGGUCCUAAAAAUCGUGUCCGGAGAGCUCUUGAAGAGGAAUGUUCAAACGGUCAUAAACCUUUUGUUUGGGUUUUCAAUCUACAAGUUCCAAGUAAAGAUAACUAUAGUGCUGUUGCUACGUUGUGGUUACGGAACCCAGCCGAUUCAUUGAUUAGUUGAUUCCUGAAAGGUGAUGAAGGAUUUAUGACUUCAAGAUUAAAAAUGAUCCAGCUAUUUGGCGAGCCGGCUAUCUGCAUUACUGGCCGAUCACUUUCUACCAAGUACUGUGUAGGACAAAACUUUAUAGAAGUUGACAUAGAUAUUGGAUCUUCAAUGGUUGCAACUGCUGUUGUUCACCUGGCAUUUGGGUACUUGACAACACGUAUUGCUGAUCUAGCUUUUCUUAUUGAGGGUGAAAGUGAGUCUGAGCUGCCAGAAAAAACCUUCGCAGCUAUAAGAUUCUCUGAGCUUGAUGUUGCUUCAGCAAGGCAUAUUGAACUGACAUCUGAAGACAGCAUGGGAUAUGCCUCUCAAUGGGUAGGAUCAGGCCCGAUGCCAAGAAAGACUCGAAAAAUUACUCUAUACCUAGUCCUACUCAUUCCAUUAAACUCAACUCAACUCAAGAGCUAUGGGUCUCAAGACCAUGCAACUCUAGACACAACCAAGAUUUAGUUUUCGAGUAGGAUCAGGUUCAGACUAUUUUUUUUUUUUCAAAUUUAUUUUUUUCUGUAAAUCAUACUAAUUAAUUUAAAUUUCUUUCA